UACUAUGUGUUUUAUUUCACUCACAACUUUUGCAUUACAACUUGAAUUGCAUUAAUUCAGUUUGCAUUAACAACUAGAUGGCAAGUCCUUCACCGAAUAUAACAUAGAAUAAACCAUCGUCAUCUAUCCCAUCACUACAAAUUCUAUAAAUACCGUUCGUUUAUUUCGUCAUCGAAGAAUCACACUUAUUCAAGACAACUUCCGCAAUGGCUACCAAAUAUACAUUGUUCUACAAACGCACUUUAUCAGCUAGAUUUUCUACACGCAUAUAUCAACCGAGCAAUACACUAACUAGAGCUUUAACUUUCAAAGUAACGAGGCAAAACCCAGAGCUAAUCCCUCCAGCAAAGCCCACACCACAUGAAUUCAAACCUCUCUCCGAUUUCGAUAAUCAUGAAGGCCUUCGUUUCCAAGUUCCAGUCAUACAAUUCUACCGCAAAAAUCCCUCCGUCAAAUCGGACCCCGUUGAGGUUAUCCGUAAAGCUAUCGCUAAGGCAUUGGUUUCCUACUACCCGUUUGCCGGGCGGCUAAGGGAACACGCCGCCAGGAAGCUGGCGGUGGAGUGCAACGGCGAGGGGGUGAUGUUCAUUGAGGCGGAUGCUGAUGUGGCGUUGGAGCAGUUUGGUGACGAACUUCAGCCCCCGGUGCCAUGCUUUGAGGAGCUGCUUUAUGACGCGCCUGGUUCCGGUGGAAUCAUCAAUGCUCCGAUACUGCUGAUACAAGUCACGCGCCUGAAAUGCGGCGGGUUCAUCUUCUCCCUCCGCUUCAACCACACAAUGAGCGAUGGCGCAGGGAUUGCCCAGUUCGUAUCCGCCGUCGGGGAACUCGCCCGCGGCGCCGGAGUCCCUUCGACUCCCCCAGUUUGGGAAAGACACCUCCUCAACACGUCAUGCACGCACCACGAGCACAAAGACAUACCGGACAUCCUAAAAACCCUCACCACGCUCAACGAAGUGGUGCGCCGUUCCUUCUCGUUCGGCACCGACCAGAUCUCCGCCCUCCGCAGCCAUCUCCCGCCGCACCUCCGCCAUUGUACCACCACGUUUGAAAUCCUGACAGCAUGCCUCUGGCGGUGUCGUACAAUCGCCCUCUCUCCGCACCCUGAUGAAGAGGUUGGGAUCCUAUGGGCCAUGGAUUCCCGAAGACGGUUCAAUCCACCAAUCCCCGAUGGGUACUACGGUAAUUGUUGCAUUCACCCCACAGCCAUAACCACAAGUGAGAGCUUAUCGAAAAACCCGUAUCACUAUGCAGUGGAGCUCUUGAGGAAGGCGAAACUCGAUGCAAUGGCGGAUCCAAUGAUGAUCAAACGUCUGUCCCGUUUUUCGUUUGUUGGGGGUUAUGCAGUAUCUGAUGCAAGGCAUUUGGGCUUCGAGGAUGUGGAUUUCGGGUGGGGAAAGGCCGUUUAUGGAGGCGUGGCCAAAGGAAACAUUGGUUUCGUUCCUGAGCUAUUGAGUCUUUACUUGCCAUGCAAAAAUGACAAGGGUGAGAAUGGAAUAGUUGUUUCCAUUUGUUUAUCCGAAAACGCAAUGGAAGUGUUCACGAAGGAGCUUGAAAUGUUGGUGGAAAACAAUGAUAAUAAUCCAAUGCUUGCAUCAAAAAGCUAGAGAUAUAUUUGUUAAGCCUUCCAAAAUAAAUUUCUCUUUUCAUUUCGAAAACUUGUAAUUGUUAUGUUUUUCAAUCUUACAUAUAUUAAAGAGGUCAUUUGAGAUAAACCUUAAGAUAUAUUACUUCAAUAGCACUAGAUCGAACCAUCUUUCAUUAUUGUGAUCAAAAUGUUGAUCGAGUGCAGAGGCUAAAUGAUAAAUGCAGAUGGCCAAAAUGUUGAUCGAGUGCAGUUUUGCUACUCUAAUUUUAGAUGGGUGUGGGAUGGAGAUUUUGUAUUGUUUAUGAGA
Molecule: messenger RNA, 1892 nt
Organism: Erythranthe guttata (spotted monkey flower)
Lineage: Eukaryota; Viridiplantae; Streptophyta; Magnoliopsida; Lamiales; Phrymaceae
Product: benzyl alcohol O-benzoyltransferase
Source: RefSeq, a predicted model, not a curated record